Molecule: messenger RNA, 2799 nt
Organism: Anarrhichthys ocellatus (wolf-eel)
Lineage: Eukaryota; Metazoa; Chordata; Actinopteri; Perciformes; Anarhichadidae
Gene: mfsd6l
Product: major facilitator superfamily domain containing 6-like
Exons: 2
Coding region: 210-2054 (614 amino acids)
Cellular component (GO): membrane
Source: RefSeq, a predicted model, not a curated record
GUUGAGUGCGCUCACCGUCCAGAAGGUAACAGGUGUCCGCUGCUCAAAACACAAAAGAGACCAAAACGUGGAUCUAAUGCCGGAGUUUGAGGUGGAAGGUGACCGGUAGAAAAGUUUUGGAGAAGCCAACAAAGGGGCAGAGUUCAAAAGUUUAAACCCACCAGGGGCUCCAUGUGAAACCCACCAAGUGAGACCGUGAGCCUCCGACCAUGAAGAGGACCAAGCAGAUCGACAUCCGGCGGGCCCUCGCUCUGGCCAGCGCCUUCAACUUCCUGUGCUCGUGCGCCAGAGCCUGCCUGCUCCCCUUCCUCACCCUGUACUUCCGACAGCUGGGUCUGUCCCCCGCGAUGACGGGCGUCGUCAUGGGCACCAAGCACCUCGUGUCGCUGGUGUGGAGCCCCGUGGCGAACCUGCUCUCCAAGCACUACGACAAGAGGCGCGUGGUGAUAAACGGCUCUCUCGUGUGCUCGGCAGCGGCGGCUCUGGUCCUGCUGCUCGUCCUGCCGACGGACGUGCGCCCGCAGGCCGGCAGCUGUAACGUGUCUGAUCCGCGUGGCGGGCCGACCCAAAGUCUGGGUGGAGACCUGCUCGGGAGCAGCGUUGCACCCUCCGUACCCUCAGCUAGAACUCACACCAACACGGCUCCCGUCUCCCAGUCCGGGGUCACUUCAACUGCGAAGACACUUUCCGAUACUAAAACCGCACUUCAUCAUCAUCAUCAUUCUCAUCAUAAUCAUUCCCAUCCUCAGCUGCCAGCAUUGAAUGCAUCAGUGGUGGUCAACGACAGUGCUGGAGAACCGGAGGUCGGCGGCUCCUUUAUGCAGCACCCCACCACCUCUUCGGCAGCUCCAGUGAGGAGUAAGAGGUCAAAGUACAGCUCGGGGUCAGAAGAGCAGCUUGGAGAAAGGAAGACGGAGGAAAAGACGGGGGAAAAGGAGAGGCGUUUUGACUUUCUGGGCAGCCUGAAGGCGAUGGACCCUCAACACUGGCUCUUCUUCCUGACACUCAUCAUCGUGUUGGUGUGGGAGUGCGCGUCAGCCCCUCUGGAGUGGACCGCAGACGACGGCCUGUAUGAGUAUCUGGACUCCGCCGAUGCCUCAGACCGCUACGGCAGCACCGGGGUGUGGGGUCUGCUCGGGGCGGCGUGUGGGGUCGGGGGAGCGGGCUUGCUGGUUAGCAGGCUGAGCUGCCUCGUAGCUGGCGGGGUCUCCAGGAGCGCGGUGCACUUCUACUGCUACGCCGCCCUGGCAGCCGCGGCCCUCCCUGUGGCUGCGUACCUCCCCCUCUACCUGAACAAAAAGCGAGACCGGGCCAACGGGCUCCUCAAGGCCGUGCGGCUGGUGCACGGCUCCCCCCGCGCACUGCUCUGCGCCAUCACCGCCCUGCUUGCCGGGGUGGCGGGGUCCGCCGUGGACAACUUCCUCCUGUGGCAGAUGCAGGACCACGGGAGCAACGAGCUGCACAUGGGGAUGUCUCUAGCCGUCGCCCAUGUCUCGCAGGCCGUCUUCCCUCUGCUGGCCGGCCGGUUUUCCAAACUCCCCAGCUCGGGACAGGUGCUCGUCGUUGCAGCCGCGAGUCUCGGCUUGCAGUGCUUCUAUUACUCCUUCCUCUGGGGGCCGUGGGCCGCGGCGCCCGCCCAGGUGUUGAGCUGCUUCAGCGGCGGGGCCCUCUGGUGGGCCGUGAGGGUCCAGUGCGAGGAUGUGGCCCCGCCGGGGGCCGAGAGGAGCGUGAGGAGGGUCUACGUUGCACUCUCUCUGCAGCUGGGAAACGGGCUGGGGAGCUUCGCCGGAGGCUUCGUGGCCCAGAGGUUCGGGCUCACGUGGCUGUUCAGAGGAGCGGCGGUGGGCCUGAUGGCGUGGUGCGCGUGCCUGCCUCUGCUCCAGUGGAGUGCCCCCCGCCAGCGCAGGAUCAACUACUCUCGGCUUUUGGCGGCGGAUGCGAGCGAAGCCAGCGACUCCGAGUCUGACCAGGAGAGAGACUGGCUGGAAAGAGCGAUGGAUGACGACAGAAGCCGCAGCAGCAACAACAACUAUGGACGGAGGAUAAACCAUUAACCUCUGCAGUGUGAGAGUAAAGGACGCUUCAGAGAGUGCAGUAGCCUACAUAGAAUGCAUUUACAUAGAAUAAUUUCUAUCAGUGUGGAAAUAAUAUAUUCAUGAUAUAUUUAACUCUCAUCAGUGCUCAUAAGAUUCAUCAGCUGUUCUGAUGGACUCGAGGAUUCAUCUCUGUGCCACCUGAGCCUUCACAAAUGAACGUUACCAUGAGCGAUUUAGUUUAUUCUAAAGCAAACAAAGAAGCAGAAUGAAGGGCGGGCAGAAGGACUCAACAGAAACACUGAGCCUCUUUCUGUUGAGUGUAAACACCAGAGGUGUGCACAAGGUGAGGCUGGACUAGGAUGGCCUCCUGUUCCACCACACCCACACAGUCUGUUUAUCUACAGCUAAAGUCUCUGUCGUCCUCCACUGUGGGGGGGGGGGUUUGGACUCUGUUUGGACUCUGUGUGAACUGAUGAUACUAUUAACCAAGGGUUGUUUAACUGCAGGGAGCUCAGCACAUUAAAACUGUGUCGUAAGAUUCUGGUGUCAUGAAGCUGUGACGUGUUCGUCUAAUCUGCAUUUCCAAAGUGAGUUUAUUUUUCUGACGCGUUGUCUCAAGUUAAAAAAAAAUGCAAAAUGUGAAUUAAAUGUGUCGUUUUCUUUCCUCCACAGAGCUUCUGUAUGUCUCUGUUGUAUUUGAAAGUCUUCAACCUGUUAGUGAAGAGUAGCAUCUGUGACUCCAGCAUUAGCUCCUCUCCAGUAG